Messenger RNA from Penicillium egyptiacum, 1806 nucleotides. The record is from the annotation of a GenBank genome assembly. NCBI's taxonomy places the organism in Eukaryota, Fungi, Ascomycota, Eurotiomycetes, Eurotiales, Aspergillaceae.
AUGGCACCAUCAGACAACCAGGACAGCCAAGCUGCUGAGAAUUUUUACCAAGAGGAGAACCUCGAAAAGCAACCAAACCUUUCUAGCCUUCAACCUGGAGUCCAUAGGGCUGAUGUGCUUCGAAAAGCCUGGACUAAGAAAGGCUUGAUCAUUGUCUUUACAGGACUGUUUUUGUGUACAUUAGCUAUCAAUUUUGCCGAUUAUUCAACUCAGGUGUAUGCCCCAUACACGACGAGCUCCUUCAAGCAACACUCGGCUAUGAGCGCAGCCCGGGUGGUCAUGAACAUUACGCGGAUCUCUGCCUAUCCCAUCAUUGCAAAGCUGGGAGAUGUUUUCGGUAGGGCUGAAAUGUUCAUCCUGUCCAUCCUUAUGUCUGUUUUGGGUUAUGCCAUUUGGGCAGCCUGCACGAACAUCACGCAAUACAUAGUUGCCGGUAUCUUCGACGCUAUCGGAUCGACUGGAUUUGCCCUCACACAGCAAAUCUUUGUGGCGGAUAUGACCUCAUUAGUGAAUCGUGGUAUCUGGUCAACACUACCUGACUCUCUCACCACAAUUCCGACUCUUUAUCUCGGUACUAUCGUCGCUCAGCGCAUCCUCCAUCAUUCAACGUGGCGGUGGGGAUGGGGCAUGUGGGCAAUUGUGUUGCCUGUUGCGUCACUGCCAUUGAUCGGUACCAUGCUGUUUUACCAACGUCGGGCACCAUCUCCAGUAUCCGUGUCUGAAACAUUAGGCUGGGAAACAAGGGAUGCCUGGUGGAAGAAGGUGUACCGAUUGUUCUGGACUGAGCUUGACUUGCCAGGCGCUGUUCUCCUUGUGGCUGGGUUAUCUCUCCUAUUGGUUCCUUUGUCCUUGACGGGCUCCAAUAACAGUGGCGCGUGGACCAAUGGGUCAUUUAUCGCCAUGGUGGUCCUUGGCGUGGCCUUCAUAAUAGCGUUUCUAGGUUGGGACACAUGGUUCGCGAAGAAACCAUUUGUGCCUUAUCGCAUGGUCAAGAACCGCACAGUGGCAGCUGCAUGUCUUCUCGGGGCAUUGGAUUUCUUCCAUUAUUCAGUGUUCAGUGUCUUCUUCACGAGUUACCUUCAGGUAGCUGGGGACUUUUCACCGGGGCCUGCAACCAGAAUUGAGUACAAAACCCCACCCCAUUUGUCACGAGCUAUCUUUGUUGAUGUGGCCGGCAUAUUCGCCGCUUUCUUCAUGAAAUAUACCAAGCGCUCCCAGAUCUGGGUGUUGAUCGGCGUUCCGCUCUGCGUUCUUGGAAUGGGUGUACUCCUCUACCUGGUGAACAUGGGAGAUGGUCGCAGCGGGAAUGAAGCAUCUUUUGUGGCAGCCAAGUCAUUGAUUGGUACUGGCCGUGGGUUCUACCAAACGGCUGCACAGGUCUCAGUGCAGGCCGUUGUUUCACGGCAGGAUGUUUCCGUUGUUACCGCAGUAUUCUUCGCUUCGAUGAGCGUGGGCGGCGCAAUUGGGACGAGCGUCGCCGGCGCAAUAUGGCGAAACACCCUCCCGGACAAGCUGCAACAAUAUCUUCCUAGCGAAGUGAAGGGUCAAGCCAACUCUAUCUUCGGAUCAAUUGUGGUAGCUCGGAAAUAUGCCAUGGGCACCGAAGCUCGUGACGCCAUCAAUCGCAGCUACCAAGAGUCACAAAGACUACUUGCGAUUGCAGCCCUCGUUUCACUUUCUUUGAUGCUUGUUGUGAUGUUGUUUUUGAAGAACGUGAAGCUGGGUGAAGACGGUAGGACAGAGACAGAAGAGAAAGAUCAAGCUCAUGCGGCUGCAGAGAAGGAAACUGAGAAAAGUCACACCUAA